This is a messenger RNA of Cylindrotheca closterium, 600 nucleotides long. Lineage: Eukaryota; Bacillariophyta; Bacillariophyceae; Bacillariales; Bacillariaceae. The record is from the annotation of a GenBank genome assembly.
AUGAAGACUGUUCUUUCAGACCGUGUUGUUGCUAUCCCCGACGAUGUUGAGGUUGUAGUCAAGGCCCGCAAGGUCACUGUGACUGGAAAGCUUGGCACACUUGAGCGUGACUUCAAGCAUAUUCACAUGGACUGUCGUAUCGUCACUGGAGCCGAAGUUGAAGGAGAAGAGGAGGAAAAUGCCGAGAAGAAGUUCCUUAAGGUUGACCUUUGGUUUGCCAACAGAAAGCAACUUGCGUGCGUUCGUACUGUCUGCUCGCACAUCGAGAACAUGAUGAUCGGUGUCACCCGUGGAUUCCUCUACAAGAUGCGAUUCGUAUAUUCCCAUUUCCCCAUCAACGUUAGUCUUUCUGGAGAUUCUGUUGAGAUUAGAAACUUUUUGGGAGAACGUCGGGUUCGUAAGGUCAAGCUGCUUCCAGGAGUCAAAUAUGUCCGUUCCGCCGAUGUUAAGGAUCAACUUGAACUUUCCGGAACCGAUAUUGCCAAUGUCUCGUUGACUGCCGCCCAAAUCCAACAAGCAACCAAUGUCCGCCACAAGGAUUUGCGUAAAUUCCUUGACGGUAUCUACGUCUCUGAAAAGGGGCCAACCCCGGCAGAGUAA